Salvia miltiorrhiza (redroot sage) is the source of this 2076-nucleotide messenger RNA. RefSeq lists its product as uncharacterized. The record is from RefSeq and is a predicted model, not a curated record. The coding region runs from base 1 to 2076 and encodes 691 amino acids. Lineage: Eukaryota; Viridiplantae; Streptophyta; Magnoliopsida; Lamiales; Lamiaceae. The transcript has 2 exons.
AUGCCUCGUUCUUCUCGUACAGGCGCAUUAGUUUUUGAUCCAGAAAUCGAGAAGACCGCACGAAAGUUGAAGAAGCAAGCUAAGGAGUGGAAAAAGAAAUCUAAUUCUGCUCCACCGAGUCUUGAGGAUCAAGAAGAAAUUGAAGAUCCAAUGGGUGACCGUAACAAUAGGGAUGAGGAGAACGAUAGAGAGAUCGUUGAUCCUCGACAGGAACCACCUCAACUGAUCAGAGAGUUAGGCCGUCAUAGAAGCAAUCGCCCUUUGUGCAUUGUCCUUCCUGCCAUUAAUGGCAACGCUGAAAUACGGCUUGGUUUCAUUCAAGUGCUACCCAAAUUCGGUGAUUUACCUGGAGAGAGUGCACACAAGCAUCUGGCUGAAUUUGAUCUAGUUUGCUCAACUCUACGCCCUCAUGGUUUUACUGAAAAUAAUUUGAGGCUAUUGCCUUUUUCUCAUACUUUGCAGGGUAGAGCGAGAGAUUGGCUUUUUGAUCUUCCUCCUGGUUCGAUUAGAACUUGGGGAGAUUUAGAAGAACAAUUCUUGCGAAAAUUCUUUCCUGAGUCCAGAGCUGCAAAUUUGAGAAUGGCCAUUAGCAGCAUUAAACAGAAGAAGGCGGAGAGUCUAGCCGAUUAUUGGGAGAGAUUCCAACAGCUAUGUCGCAAGUGUCCUGAUCAUGGAUUUUCUGACUACCAAUUGCUUACUAACUAUUUUUAUCGUGGUAUGUCUUCUUUUGAUAGGAAAAUUGUUGACGCUGCUUGUGGUGGAAGCUUGACCAAUAAAACUUUGGACGAAGCAAAGCAACUCAUCGUUGACAUGGUUUCAAAUGGCCAACAAUAUGAGGAUGAGGAUGAUGAUCGUUAUAGGCCAGUGCAGAAAGUAGAAGAUUCCAACAUGAACGAGAGAAUUGAUGCUCUCACCUCUUUAGUUAGAGGACUUGCUGAUAAUAAUACUGAGCAAGCGUGCAUGGGAUCCGCUGAUGAGCAAGAGAUGAACGCACAAAGGCAAAGGCGAAACGACCCUUUUUCCAACACCUACAAUCCAGGGUGGAGAAAUCACCCAAAUUUUAGGUGGAGACAGCAGGAACCAGGGAUGUACGCGCCGAAUCCGCCGCAGGCUGGACAGUAUGCUCAUACCGCACGUCCUGCACCGAGUUCUGCACCCAAUAUGAACGAUAUCAUGAAGAGCCUCGCCCAGAGCAGUGAAAUUGUGAAGAAUUUGGUGCAAAGUCAGCAGGCAUUCCAGCAUGAAACUCAGGCAGCGUUGAGUAAUAUGGGCACACAGAUCACGCAGUUAGCCACUCAGGUGAACAAGCUGCAGGCGAAUCAAGGCCGACUUCCUUCUGUCACGGAGAUGAAUCCCAAGGAAAAUGCAAGUGCUGUAACUACAAGAAGUGGGAGAAUUCUAGCUGAGCCACAACCUAAGCAGCAGGACAAAGAAGAAAAGCCCGAUGAAGCCAAGGACGAUGCAAUUAGUGAGAAGUCACCAGAAUCCACCGAGCCUAGCUCUUCUAAGGUAAGUGGAAAACCUAAGGUUUCAAUUCCUCAAUCACUGAUUGCACCACCUUUUCCUUCUAGGUUGGCUCAGAACAAGAGAAUUGAAGAAGAGAAGGAUAUUCUAGAAAUCUUCAAGAAGGUAGAAAUAAACUUGCCCUUGCUUGAUGCAAUUAAGCAAGUUCCCAGGUACGCAAAGUUUUUAAAAGAGUUAUGCUCUAAGAAAAUGAAGUUUGGGAAUGAUGCGAGAAUUCGAGUGAGUGAGAAUGUUUCUGCUGUUCUUCAAAGAAAAUUGCCCCAAAAGUGUCGAGAUCCUGGUAUGUUCACCAUUCCAUGCAUUAUAGGUAAUAAGACUGUUGAGAGAGCCAUGCUAGAUUUAGGAGCAUCCAUAAAUGUCAUGCCUUAUUCUGUGUAUAAGGAUUUGCAAUUAGGACCUUUGAAAGACACUCGUGUAAUCAUUCAGUUAGCUGAUAGGUCUACUGCAUAUCCCGAAGGUGUUGUUGAGGAUGUCCUUGUCAAGGUCAAUGAUUUGAUUUUUCCUGUGGAUUUUUAUAUUGUUGAUAUGGAUGAUUCUGCCUCUGCUAAGUAA